AUGCCCGGCUACGGGAUUGCGCCUCCUGCCGUCCGAGCCCUGAAGCCGCCUAGAGCCGAGGAGGCUGCCAAGCCGGCGAAAGUGGCGGAGGCGGCGGCAGCAGCGGCUCCUGCAGCGAGCAGCCGGGACUUGGAAGUGCGCGCCGCCGCCGCCGCCUCUCUGCCCGCGGCGGUGCGAGGCGCGCUGGAGCUGGCGGAAGCCCGGCGGCGGCUAUUGGAGGCGGAGGGCCGGCGGCACCUGGUCUCGGAGCUGGAGAGCCGCGUCCAGCACCUGCACCGCGUCUUCAUCGAGGCCGAGCUGCGCAUGGCCACCCGGGCCGAGACUCUGGGCCGCCUGGGCAGCGGCGUGGCUCAGGCCGAGCUUCACCUCACGGCGCACGGGCAGCGCCUGAAGAAGACGGCGCGGCGCUACAAAAAGGCCCGCCCGCCCGCCUUCUUGGCCUCGGCGCUGGCCCUCAGCAGCUGCGUGCCUUGGGCGGCCUGCCGGAUGAGGCGAGGGGGCGGCCCAGAGCCGCCGGAAUCCCCAUUCCGGAGGAGUUUGCCCGGCACGGCGGAACGGAGCGAGACGGAGCCGCGGAAGAGCAGAGCCGGCGCUUCGUGAGCAUCCCCGGGAAGAUUGCAGGCGACAGGGAAAGACUAGAUGACCUCCAAGGUCCCUUCCAGCUCUAUUCUGAUCGUUUGGUUGAUGGACGUAUCGCGCGCCAAACCUGGCACGAUCCCGCUCGGGAAGGGGAAAGGAAAUGGGGACUGUGCGGCGGCAGCUGUUCCUCCCUUCGAUGCUCGUGACUCUAACCGCAUUAACCGGUGGCUGCUCGCCUGCCCAUCAUCUUCCGCGGACUGGCUUCUGCCCAGCCUGUUAGACUUUGCUAAACUCGAGUUUGAUAGAUGCCACAGAUUUAGUUUAUGCUACACAUCAAGCCAACAUAUUAAACCAGCAUCUAGUAGUUCUUUGGGCAUGGCGUGUUACAUGAAUACCACAAUUGCGUUUUGUUGGCUCACGGUGAAGCGUCUUGUGUGAAUUCAGCAAACGGAUGGGGUUGGAGAAAUGUUUUAUAGCCUAGAGUAAUAUCGGAAAGAGUACAGGGACAUCAAUAAUUUUCACAUUAUCCAUAAAUUAUGGAAUGAAUGAAUCCUGUGUGGAUUUGAAAUUAACGCCCUGAAAUGAAAUGCAGAGCAUAUAUUUUAGGGUGGUGGUGUGGGAAACCUUCCAAUUAUUUUUCAACAUAAUUCUUUUAAAAUAAUAUUGUGAUUGAAAUUCAAGUUAUAUCUAAAUUUUCUAGGUAGAGGAGAUGCUUGCCAGAUGACAUGAAUUCCAAUGUUCAUCUGCCUAGCUUGAUAUGUUAAAUUAUUUUAACCAUUUUUGCAAUAUUCCGUACUUGAGUUCACAUUUUUAACGCAGAGGAUUGAUGAUGUGCCCAAAAGCAGUAAUCAUUCUUAUUGUUAUUAUUUUAAAAAGCUAGGUCAGUUCAUGUUCACACAAUUGUCAACCUUGUUUUGCAAUUCUACCAACAUACUUAAAAGGAACAAAAGCCCUAAAAUUAGUUCAGGCAUAAACAACAUAUUUUAGUAAAUUGAGAUCUCUCUCUCUCUCCUCAUCCCUCUCCCCCCCCCCCUCACACAAACACCAGCUUUGCAGUUAUUUAGCUGUAGCUUCUGAGAAGCAGAGGUUGGAAACAGCCAGAAGGUGGAUUGUGCGCUGGCUUGCUUUGAUAAGGUUACCCUCAUUUCUAAUCAGCAGGACAACAAUUGCUUUGCUUUGAUCUGUGUCUCUUAGAAUGCUUUUUAGUCCAUCCUUCUCUGACAGCAUCAGUUCUCUGAAUCCUUAGUCAUCAUGGCCACUGUUGAAGGUUGCUUGACUCAGUGGGAAUCCAGGGAGAAUACUGAUGGACUUCUAGGUAGCCUGGAAGACCAGAAACAGCUGUAUGUUUCUGCCAGAUUUUUAAAGCAAAGAGUAGCUUUAAAUGCCUUCAGGCCCUUAUGUGCUGAUAGACAGUCAUAGGAUUCUUUUUGACAUAAAUGAAAAAUGUAUGUGCAUGGGCAGAAUUAAGUGAUUAGGACUGUUUUUUUUUUACACUUUCAAUACAAGUUUCUUGGUCUUUUGAAUUCAUGCAGUGUGUUAAUCUGAAACACAAUAUGCAGAAAAUGUUGCAACAUUGGUCUUUUCUUUAGCAGGCUUGGGGGGAGGGGUGUAGGGCGUACACACACACACACACACACACACACACACACACACACUCUGCUUCUUUGAAGCUGAACACUAAAAUGUUUUUCAAAACAUGAAUAACCCAUCCUAAAAACGCUUUUGGAGAAAAGUCCCGCUAAGUUUCGGUUGGGUAACUCCAUCACUUUAGAACUGAUAUUUGUACAGUCUAAGCAACAUAAGAGCCAAUUUGGUAAGGUGGUUAAGGCCCCCAGGCUACAAACUGGGAGACAGUGAGUUCUAGUGUUACCUUAGGCACAGAGGCAAAUGUGGGCCAGUCCCUCUCUCUCAGCCCUGGGAAAAAGACAAUGGCAAACCACUUCUGAAAUCUUGCCAAGAAAACUGCAGGGACUCAUCUAGGCAGUUGCUAGGAAUCAGCACUGAUUUGAAGGUGCACGCAAGCAGCAACUGUGGUAAUUGCAUCAUAUACCAGUCCAAUUCCCAAAACACAAGUGUUUAAAAUUUGGCUCAUUUUUGCAUUCGAGACAGUCGUGCUAAUUUAGACAGCAAUCAAAACUAUACAGAUGUAUAGCAUUUUAUUGUUCACUGUAUUCCUUUUCCACGUGUGGGGUAAGUAGCAGUACGGAAGCAGGAAGAGCUGAUUGAGGGAAAAGAAAGGCCCUGCAAAAGUUUAAUUGGCAAUUCCCUGAAAAAUAUUGUUUCCCUGUCUAGAAAAUUACUGGUAUUACAUAAGUUGCAGUACUAUGAUCAGUGUUCAAAAAGUUUUAAAACUUCUGAUUAUUACCUAUCUGGAGGACGCUAACUUGAGGAAAAGUUGAUUUGGACUUUGGUGAUGUUAUCCAUGGAUUAGGACAUGCAAACAACCCAUGUCAUUAAAAAAAAUAGCUCUUAAUGGUUGCAUGUCAGGUUUUAUUAAAGGCAGUGGAAUAGGACUGAGAGAUGGUGAUGAAAGGUGGAAAUCCUGGGUAGGAAUUAAUUAUAAUUAAAUGCUGCCUUGACUGAAAAUUAUAAAUGCUAGAAUGAAACCAAAAAAAACCCACAUUCUCUGAUUAAGUUAGGUUUUCCCUGAAGAAUGUCUAUUACCUGAGCAUAUAUUACUUUCUUCUUGAAAAUAUACAGCAUAGGAGCUUAACAGUAGAUGGACUCACCACCAUAAUUAAUUUGGUUAUUGGAUUUAUCUUUUUUUCGGGGUUGACGUACAUUGAAUCAUUUAACUGGCUGGGUUCAUGCAACACACUGAAAAUGAAUUAAAAACUAAGCUAUCUGAACUUAAACAUGCAAUGUAAAUACAGCUGCUAGAUAUUUAGCUGACCGUGCUAAGUAAAUUCUCCCACAGCAGUCCAUGUAAUACUAAAACGUAUAUGCAGAAUUAAAUUCUGUAGAAUUCGACAUUUUGUAAUCCCGGCUAAGUGGGCAUAGAAUCGCAGCCUAAAAAAGCCCAGCCCUUUGGCCCAGCAGAUGGCUUGUUAAACAGCUUUUAUUUAUAGAGUAAAAAAGUAGAUUGGAUAAAGAAAAGUGGGCAGAGUUUUCAAAUGUACUUUGAG
This is a messenger RNA of Thamnophis sirtalis, 3704 nucleotides long. It is a transcript of the gene TRNP1, whose product is annotated as TMF1 regulated nuclear protein 1. The record is from RefSeq and is a predicted model, not a curated record. Lineage: Eukaryota; Metazoa; Chordata; Lepidosauria; Squamata; Natricidae.